AGAUUGGUUAAGUAAAGAAAGGUUAGGAGUGAGUGUGAGAGUGUAAGGCAAGAAGUCCGUCUGUUUGCCGUGCAUUGGUCGACCAGUGUGACACGCGAUCUCCAGUCGAACGAUUCGCUUCCGACCUUCAUUCAUUGACUUUCGAUCACGGGAACUUGUCUAGAUCGAACUUCAGAUCCUCCUUGCUAACUUUAAUUCCAUUUCAUCACACCCUCGAGUCCUUCGCCGUCCUAUUGUGCAUAUUUCAUUUAAAAGAUGGAAUUUGAUGAGAAUAUAAGUAAACUUUUGCUUAGUGACACUCAAUAUAUUAAAGAAUAUAUUGAACAAAAUUCACAUAAAAUUAACGAGACAAAUUCAUGGGGUCUGACAUAUUUGAUGGUUGCCUCUCAACUGGGCAACACUGAUUUUGUAAACUUCUUGAUAGAUUCUGGUGCUGAUUUGGAAGUGAGGGACAAAGAUGCUGAUACGGCUUUACAUUAUGCUGUGUUUGGAGGUCAUUGUGAUGUGGUGGCCCUCAUAGUCUCCAAGGGUGCCAAUGUUAACAGACAAGACAAGUCUGGCAACACACCUCUCCAUUAUGCUGUAGAGAAGAACUAUGAAGAUGUGAUGGAAAUCAUAUUAAACACAGAAGCAACUCAGAGUCAUGUGGAAGUGGAUACCAGGAACAGUAACAAAACAACACCAUUGCUCCAAGCCAUCUCUGGCGGUCACCUCGGAAUGAUCCGCAAGUUACUUUCUCGUGGCGCAGAUAUAAACGCUGUCGAUAAUGAUGAUAACAACUGUCUGCACUUCGCUGUGAGGAAAGAAGUGUUUCAUUCUGAGGGUGAAGCCUUAGGCAUUUUAGAUGAGUGCUGUGCUAUGCUUGAAUUGGGAAAGAAUGCCAGGCUCUCCGGCGCAGUAAUAGCUACUUACCUGGCUCUGCAGGGAGCCAACUUUUACCAUAAAAAUUGCAAUAAUGCGACCCCGUUGGACCUUGUUAUGAACCCAGAUUUGAAAGAAAAAUUUAAAUCCCUUUUCCCAUCACUAUGUCUGUUUUGUGAAGAGAAAGUGUCCACACUGAAAUGCCAAUCCUGUGGACAGAUGGUGAUCUGUGAGGAAUGUGGUACCGAACCUAACUCUACAUGUCUUGAAUGUCAGCAACCCACAACCAGAGAAAGUGGAAUUGAGAGUCGAAAGCUGAAGGAGAAGGAUCUUCUGAAAGUGGCCAAGAAGUUAGGGAAUAAUUGGUGGCAAGUGGGGAUUUUCUUAGGAGUUGAAACUUCUGAACUGGAAAUUCACGACGAUUCUAAAGACACUGUGAAACAGGGCUACAUGGUGUUGCACAAAUGGUUUAAAAGUUGUGAUCCAGAGAAACAAACACUCAAAACACUUGGAGAUGCCCUCGAGGAAGCUGAGUGCCUUGAUGCACUCAAAUGUCUGUCAUCAGAUGUAAAGUGAAGCUCUGUGUAAAUGUUGUUGUUUAGUUUGAGGUCAAUCUCGACCAAAUACAGACCUUUGGUUAAAUGCAUUCCAGUCAUGACCAUCCUGUCUUUAUCCUUACGGUAGAGGAGCUACACAAACAUUGUCCAGCGUAUUCUUCUUUAGGGGGAUAAGGUAUGAAUUGUGGUCGAUUUGGCUACUACUUCUAGCAGAUCUAUCACAAAGAAAUCCCUUUGCUGGUUCGUCUCCCCUGUUGUUAGAGAUUAAAUUUUGAAAUAAAGAUAAACUUUGAACUGUU
This is a messenger RNA of Octopus sinensis (East Asian common octopus), 1717 nucleotides long. RefSeq names its product E3 ubiquitin-protein ligase MIB2. Gene Ontology annotation, biological process: signal transduction. Gene Ontology annotation, molecular function: protein binding. Bases 256 to 1437 code for a protein of 393 amino acids. NCBI's taxonomy places the organism in Eukaryota, Metazoa, Mollusca, Cephalopoda, Octopoda, Octopodidae. The record is from RefSeq and is a predicted model, not a curated record. The transcript is spliced from 9 exons.